Molecule: messenger RNA, 543 nt
Organism: Alternaria atra
Lineage: Eukaryota; Fungi; Ascomycota; Dothideomycetes; Pleosporales; Pleosporaceae
Exons: 1
Coding region: 1-543 (180 amino acids)
Source: RefSeq, a predicted model, not a curated record
AUGGUUACCUUGACAUCCAUUACCCUGGCAGCCGCCACGCUCAUCGGUCUCACUGCUGCUGUCCCAGCACAACCAGUUCGGUCUACCGGUGUGAUACAUCGCGUCUUCGCCGGCUCUACGACCGCCAACAAUGGCCUUCAUUUCGAGCCUGAGAACGUCGUCGCCGAACCUGGCGAUCUGAUGGAAUUCCACUUCCUCCCUAAAGCCCACACUUUUGUGCAAUCCUCUUUCGACAAGCCAUGCGAGCCUCUCAGUGGGGACAGCGCGAUCUUCUCUGGUUUCAACUUCAACACUACUGCAGGCGAGGCGCCAAAUGUCUUCACCUUCAUGGUGCUAGACAAAAGUCCGAUUUGGUACUACUGCUCUCAGACGAACGGCAACCACUGCCAGAAAGGCAUGAGUGGUGUUAUCAACCAGAACUUCAAUUCAGACAAGACGCUCGCAAAGUACAAGGAGAACGCUGUCAAAACGGUCACUAAGCAGCCUUCUGCUGAUCCGCUUGCUUCUCAAGGUGGUGCAAUUUUGCCAAAUAUGCCUUUGUGA